CUUUCGGAAUAAGUACUGUGAAUAGUAGUUUAGUAAAGAAGGAAUGUGCAGAUCACUAGCAUACAAAUAUACUAUCAAUGACCUGAUAAGAAGAGUUGUCAUCUGACUUUAUCGUGGCGUUCGUAACUUCUCGGGACAAAUUGACUCUGUGAACAAUAUGCGGUUUAUCCAGUUUGAGAGGGGCGGAGUGAGACAGGUGGGGGUAGAGGUACGCGAUGGAGGGGACAUCGUGGAUUUACGUGCAGGAGACUCUGCAAUUCCAGCAGACAUGCGAAGUUUUAUUGAAGGUGGACAGAAGAACUUACUUGCAGCAAAAAGUGUGAUAGACAGAGGCGGAUCAAUCAUUCCGAGGGAUACUGUCAAAGUGGUAGCUCCUAUCUAUAACCCAGACAAAGUACUAUGUGUGGGGAUGAAUUAUAAGGACCACUGCGAGGAACAGAACGCACCUGUCCCCGUAGAACCGGUCAUCUUCAACAAGUUCCCCAGCAGCAUCAUAGGCCCCACGGAGGACCUAGUGUACCCCGAGGAGACGAAGAAGCUGGAUUGGGAAGUAGAAUUGACAAUUGUCAUUGGAAAAGAAGCCAAGCGUGUUCAGGAAAAAGAUGCCAUGAAUUACGUUUUUGGGUAUACUGUUGCACAUGACGUCAGCGCCCGUGACUGGCAGCUAGAACCUGGAAAGAAUGGUGGGCAGUGGUUGAUUGGAAAAGCCAUGGAUGGUUUCUGUCCUCUAGGACCCGCUAUUGUCAUGAAAGAGGACAUAAAUGAUCCUCACAAUCUGGGACUGCGGUGUAAAGUGAAUGGCGUCACCAAACAAGACAGCAACACAAAUCAGCUGGUACACAAAACGGCUGCCAUGGUAACAUUUAUUUCUCGAUUUAUGACACUGAAACCAGGAGACCUAGUUUUAACGGGAACCCCGCCUGGUGUCGGAGUCUUUAGAAAACCCCCAGAAUAUCUCAAGAAAGGAGACGUGGUGGAAUGUGAAAUUGAUGGCAUUGGAAAAGUUGUCAACAAAAUAGUGUAGAGAACUGUCGACAAAAUAGUAUUGAGAAUUGUUAACAAACUAGUGUAGAGUCAACAAAAUAGUGUAGAGAAUUGUCCAAAAAAUAGUGUAGAAUUUUACUGUCAACAAUGUAGUGUAGAGAACUGUCACAAAAUAGUGUUACUUUUACUGUCAACAAAAUCUAGUGUAGAAUUAAACUAUUAGGCUAUUGUGGUUUACACGUAAGGGAACUUAUUGAUUUCGAUAUUUUAAGAAAAUCAUCGCCAGAAGCCCAGAGAUGCAACUCAGAAACGUUUAUUUGAAUGGUCAACUGGGGAUCUGUAGAUUAACUAUUAUAAGGAAAUCAUUUUAUCUGAUUGACAAGUAAAACAAAAUGAAAUUUAACAUGUUUAAUUUGUAAGGGAAUUGAAUCCUGCUUUCUUUCAUGCGUAAUAUGACAGUGCAGAAUUCAGGUGCAAUAAAUCUUUAAAUAGA
Saccostrea cuccullata (small rock oyster) is the source of this 1477-nucleotide messenger RNA. Its product is annotated as fumarylacetoacetate hydrolase domain-containing protein 2-like. The transcript has 7 exons. Gene Ontology annotation, molecular function: catalytic activity. The record is from RefSeq and is a predicted model, not a curated record. Bases 158 to 1024 code for a protein of 288 amino acids. NCBI's taxonomy places the organism in Eukaryota, Metazoa, Mollusca, Bivalvia, Ostreida, Ostreidae.